This is a messenger RNA of Malus domestica (apple), 381 nucleotides long. Lineage: Eukaryota; Viridiplantae; Streptophyta; Magnoliopsida; Rosales; Rosaceae. The record is from RefSeq and is a predicted model, not a curated record.
AUGGCAUCUAGAUUCGUGAACUUUCUCUGCUUGGUUUUCGUUUGCAGUCUCAUUGUAGGAGGAAAUUGCCAACCCUGCACGUUAGACAAUCUUGAAAUUGCACAAGGGAAGAUUAGCGAUGACAAGUGGAAUGUAACAAUUACUAAUGACUGUCCAUGUUCUCAACUGGAUGUGAAGCUUAGUUGCGAUGGAUUUGAUCAGUCUGCAGUUGAUCCUUCAAUUUUGUCAAAAUCUGGUGGCGAGUGUUUGGUCAAUAAUGGUCAACCAAUCUAUGGAAAUAAAAUUUUCAAUUUUGCCUAUGCUUCGAAAACUGAGUUUCCUUUCAAGCCACUCUCCUCCCAAGUUGCUUGUUCGAAUGAAAGAUGUUUGGAGAAAGAUUAA